AUGUGGGAACUGCUGAUGACCCAGUGGAGCCUGGCUUUCAUCAUGGGGGCCAAAUCAAAUAAAGAGGAAGUGGAGAGGACUAACACAACAUUGCCAACAGAAUUUAUCCUGCUAGGGCUCUUUAACCAAACAGAGACGCACACCUUCCUUGUGGCCAUGAUUUUACUUGCCUUCAUUACGGCCUUGUCAGGGAAUGGUCUCCUCAUAUUUCUAAUCCAAAUGGAUUCCAGUCUUCACAGCCCCAUGUAUUUUUUCCUCAGUCACUUGGCCUUCAUGGAUAUCUGUCAGAUCCUGAUCGUUGUCCCCAAAAUGGCAAUGGACUCUGUGAUCCCAGGGAACACCAUUCCGAUAGUUGGAUGUGGGACCCAGAUAUUUCUCACGAUGACCAUGGGAGGAGCGGUGUGCCUCCUUCUGGCAGUCAUGUCUUAUGACAGGUAUGUGGCGAUAUGCAAUCCCUUGCAAUACCAUAUCCGCAUGAGGAAGAGAACCUGUCUAAGCAUGGCAGCUGGCGUCUGGUUUGGAGCAUCUCUAGAUGCCUUGAUUCACACAGUUUUUAUUCUGCAGCUGCCCUACUGCGGCUCAAAAGAGAUCAACCACUUCUUCUGUGAGAUCCCAGCCCUGCUGAAAUUGUCCUGCUCUGACACCUCCACUUAUGAGAUGGUCCUCUUUGUAUCUGGCAUUGUACUGCUUCUCAUCCCUUCCUCGAUUAUACUGUCUUCUUAUACAUGCAUCCUCUCUUCGGUGCUGAGGAUUAGCUCAGUCAAAGGAAAGCAGAAGGCACUAGCCACUUGUUCCUCACAUUUGACUGUGGUGGGGCUAUUCUACGGAGCAGCCAUCUUCAUGUACAUGAGACCCACUUCCUACCACUCAUCGCAGCAAGACAAGACAGUGUCUAUGUUUUACACCAUUGUCACUCCGGUGCUGAAUCCCCUCAUCUACAGCCUAAGAAACAGGGAUGUUUUAGGAGCCCUAAGAAAAUUGGUUGGGAAAUGCAGGGUCUGUCAGAAACUUUGA
Gopherus evgoodei (Goodes thornscrub tortoise) is the source of this 1014-nucleotide messenger RNA. RefSeq names its product olfactory receptor 2T27-like. Lineage: Eukaryota; Metazoa; Chordata; Testudines; Testudinidae. The transcript has 2 exons. Gene Ontology annotation, biological process: G protein-coupled receptor signaling pathway. Bases 1 to 1014 code for a protein of 337 amino acids. Gene Ontology annotation, cellular component: membrane. The record is from RefSeq and is a predicted model, not a curated record. Gene Ontology annotation, molecular function: olfactory receptor activity; G protein-coupled receptor activity.